Molecule: messenger RNA, 1865 nt
Organism: Contarinia nasturtii (swede midge)
Lineage: Eukaryota; Metazoa; Arthropoda; Insecta; Diptera; Cecidomyiidae
Product: ectonucleoside triphosphate diphosphohydrolase 5-like
Exons: 8
Coding region: 340-1605 (421 amino acids)
Biological process (GO): nucleoside diphosphate catabolic process
Cellular component (GO): membrane
Molecular function (GO): GDP phosphatase activity; UDP phosphatase activity
Source: RefSeq, a predicted model, not a curated record
UUUAAAGUGAAUAAUGACAAAUACAUUCCGAUCAAUUUGCUGUUUUGCCAAAAAGCAGACAUUUAUUACGUUUUAAUAUUCGUUCACAAGCAUCUCAAUUAGGAAAAAAGUCGAUUUUUAUAGUUUUUCUAGUUUCGAUCUGAACAGUUGAAUAUAUUGAGAUAAGUCUGCCGUUGAUCGAGAUAAAUAUAUGUUAUAACAUUAUCCCAGCGAUUUACGUUUAAUAAAAAACAAAUCUGAUAAUAUCAGGCUGAUAUAAAUAGAAAAUCGCUUCGUGGAAAAUUUAGUUUGCGGGCAACUGUUGAACUAAUUUUGCUUUUCGGACGAAUACUCCUCAAAAUGAAAUUAUUUUUAUUCGCAACAUUACUGGUUGGAUGCUAUGUGUUCAACUGUGCAAGUGGUUUCAAUAUAAACGAUGUACAGUAUUCAGUUGUAAUUGAUGCCGGUUCAACAGGAAAUAGGGCAACAGCUUAUAAAUUCAACAUUAAUCGCAAAACCAAGCAAUUCAUUUUGGACGAUGGAGAAGAAUAUGUCAAAGAACAUGGAGGCCUUGGCACUUUUGUUGACCCAUCUGAGGCAGCAGAAAAGAUAAAAAUUUUACUGGAAAAAUUGAAAGAAAAACUUAAUCUUCCAUCAGAAGUGUUGGGAAAAACGCCAUUGGUACUAAAAGCAACCGGCGGCCUUCGAAAAUUAAAUCCCCUGCACGCUGAAAAGAUAUUAGUUGAAGUACGCAAAGUACUUCAAAGUUCCGGAUUUUUGGUUAAAGGUAAUGCGGCUUCAAUCAUAAGUGGCGUGGAUGAAGGAAUUUUUUCAUGGUUUUCAAUUAAUUAUAUAUCAGGUCAUUGGGGUACCAAGAAUUUUAAGACGGUGGUGGCUCUGGAUUUAGGAGGUGCAAGCACACAAGUGACAUUUGCAUUGAGUGGGAAGAGCGAAGAUCCGUGGAUCGAAGACAAUCUUUACACUGUGUCGACAUCAGUACCAAAAGCCAAAGCGAAAGUCUUUUCAACAAGCUAUAUGGAUUUGGGUGCCGAAGCGGUUCGAUUAGCUGUAUUCAGUCAUGGAAAUCCUGAAGGAGCGACACAUUUGCACACUGUCUGUAUGCAUCCAGAUACGAAACCAUCGCUUAAAAAAUUCGGCACCACAUUGUAUACCAUGUAUGGUAUACCACAUGAAAAAUCGACAGGCUAUUUUGAUGUAUGUAGAAACCUGGUGAAGGAAAAAGUUUUACAUUUACUUUCGCCAAAACCUAGCCCAUUGAAAAACGAGAGUGAAGUCUAUGCCUUUUCUGGGUUUUAUUUUAGAUUCAGAAAAACCGGUUUAAUUAAUCGUGAAGAAGGUGGCCAAGUAACAUUGGAAGAUAUUUUGUCGAGUGCACAAAAAGCUUGCAGCGUUCCAAAUAAUAAAAAUCCUUACUUAUGUCUUGAUUUAACCUAUAUGUAUGUCUUGCUUAGCGAUGGAUACGAAUUGGGACCAGACACCAAAGUCAAUUUUCAUCAGAAAUUGAAUGGUCACGACAUUUCUUGGGCUCUCGCUGUCGCCUAUGAUCAAUUAGUUGGUCUACGUCGGGAAAAAAUAGAAGGCAAAGUUUGCUGUUGUAUAAUGUAGCGAUGUAAUGUAGUUUUCUAGUAGAAAAUUAACUUUCAAAAAUUGGCAAAUUUUAGUACUGCAUCUAAAGUUUUAUCUGAGAUUUUUUUAUCAAUACCAUCUAAUACCUUAAGACUAAUGGAAUAAGGAACUGCGAAUGUCUGAAAAAUACCCAACCACUUUAAUACACAAACUGCCAUUGAAUUACCGCUUGAAAUAUAUUUUUUAUAAUAUGGAGAAGAAUUUAAAAACAACAUAAACAUUUCAAAUAUAAAUGAAAA